Messenger RNA from Anopheles nili, 1485 nucleotides. Its product is annotated as xaa-Pro aminopeptidase 3. The transcript has 4 exons. Gene Ontology annotation, cellular component: mitochondrion. Lineage: Eukaryota; Metazoa; Arthropoda; Insecta; Diptera; Culicidae. Gene Ontology annotation, molecular function: manganese ion binding; metalloaminopeptidase activity. The record is from RefSeq and is a predicted model, not a curated record. The coding region runs from base 1 to 1485 and encodes 494 amino acids.
AUGUCAAAACAUUCUACUUUGUGGAAAAAACUGCACAAUAAUAAUACUGCCUUGUUCAGCACGGCCAACAACAACAAUCAUUCCUAUCAAACAGCCACAUUUGGUCAACCUGUUCAUCACACUCACCCUCAUUUAAUUAAUCCCGGAGAAGUCUUAAAAGGAAUCCAGCUACAGGAAGUGCAAAACAGGCGAAUCAAUCUUCUUCAUUCGUUAAAGGAGUAUUCCGCUAGUUUUACAGAUAAAAAUAGCAAUCAUAUUGUAAUCGUCCCUUCAGCCAACAAAAAAUAUAUGAGCAGCAAAAUUCCAUACGUGUUUCGACAGAAUACCGAUUUCCUUUACCUGAGCGGAUGUCAAGAGCCAGAAAGCGUACUUGUUUUGGAAAUUGACUCUAGCCAUAAUACCAAAACUACGCUAUUUGUUCGCCCGAAAGAUAAAAAUGCAGAACUAUGGGAUGGACCACGCACCGGCGUUCAGUUCGCUCGAGAUAUAUAUGGUGUGGAUGAAGCGCUGGAUGUCAACUCGUUAAAGGAAUAUCUCACGAAGUAUAGUUUUGCACAACCAAAUGCCGUCAUAUGGUACGAUGAACAUUUGUCGGACCUGAGGAAUGUUUCGAAAAUUGUACAAGAUGUAUCACAUCACACGAAAUCGCCCCUUGAACUUAUUCAUGCUCUUCGCGUGAUUAAAUCUGACACAGAAUCUGCAUUAAUGAGGAAAACUUGUGAAAUCGCCUCACAUGCUAUUAAUAAGACAAUAGAGGAAAGCCACUCAGGUAUUAGUGAGCAUCAAGUAUUUGCCACCGUUGACUAUUACGCACGUGUCCAUGGAGCAAAUUUUCUUGCCUAUCCACCAGUGGUAGCAGGAGGCUCGAAUGCUACUAUAAUUCAUUAUGUGAAUAACAAUCAGAUUGUUAAUGAUGGUGAAAUGAUACUACUGGAUGCAGGAUGCGAGUACCAUGGAUAUACAAGUGAUAUUACAAGAACGUGGCCUGUGGAUGGCAAAUUCAGAGAACCGCAACUGGUGUUAUAUGAAAUUAUUCACCAGGUGCAGCGGGAGCUGCUAGACUGCUUAUUGUUUGCUGGUGGAGAAACUUUAGAUCAACUAUUUGACACUAUGUGCUCAAAACUAGGAAAAUAUUUACAAGAAAUCAAACUGAUCCCUCCUUCACUUUCGGGUAACGAUCUUUCUAGAGCAGCCUACAAAUUUUGUCCACACCAUGUGUCUCACUAUCUUGGUAUGGAUGUUCAUGACACCCCUCUAAUAGCUAGAAAUGUAAAACUGCAGUCCGGAAUGGUUUGCACGGUAGAGCCAGGUAUCUAUAUCGCAAAAGACAAGCUGGAUGUUCCGGCAGAAUUUAGAGGAUUAGGGAUACGAAUAGAGGAUGAUGUGCUGAUAAAACCUGGAAAGGAAAUUGAAAUAUUAUCUAAGAACUGCAUCAAAGAUCCGUUUGUAUUUGCACAAACCAUUGGUAACAAAUCCAAAGGGUGA